CCGCGGCGGCGAUGCCAGGGCCCUGGCCAGGGCUGCGCAGGGCGCUUCUCGGCCUCUGGGCUGCCCUGAGCCUGGGGCUCCUCCGUCUCUCAGCGGUCGCGCAGGAGCCCUUCUGGGCUGACCUGCAGCCCCGAGUGGCGCUUGUGGAGCGCGGGGGGUCGCUGUGGCUGAAUUGCAGCACGAACUGCCCACGGCCGGAGCGCGGUGGCUUGGAGACCUCGCUGCGCAGGAAUGGGACCCAGAGGGGUUUGCGUUGGCUGGCACGGCAGCUAGUGGACAUCCGCGAGCCCGAGACCCAGCCUGUCUGCUUCUUCCGAUGCGCGCGGCGCACUUUGCAGGCGCGAGGGCUCAUCCGUACCUUCCAUCGACCGGAUCGCGUAGAGCUGGUGCCGUUGCCCCUGUGGCAGCCGGCGGGCGAGAACUUCACCCUGAGCUGUAGGGUUCCGGGUGCGGGACCCCGUGGGAGCCUCACGCUGACCCUGCUGCGGGGCUCCCAGGAGCUGAUCCGCCGGAGUUUCAAGGGGGAACCACCCCGAGCGCGGGGCGCGGUGCUUGCUGCCACGGUGCUGGCGCGGAGGGAGGACCACGAGGCCAAUUUCUCCUGCCGCGCGGAGCUGGACCUUCGGCCACACGGGCUGGGACUGUUUCAAAACAGCUCGGCCCCUAGACAGCUCCGGAUCUUUGUCCUGUCUCCCGAGCCCCCGCGCCUGUCCGCUCCCCGGCUCUUGGAAGUGGGCUUGGAAGAGCCAGUGAGCUGCGCCUUCGACAGACUUUUCCCAGCCUCGGAGGCCCAGGUCUACUUGGCUCUGGGAGACAAGACCCUGCGUCCUGAAGUCACGCGCGAGGGGGACGCGCUCACGGCCACUGCCACAGUUACAGCGAGCGCAGAGGAAGAGGGCACCAGGCAGCUGGUCUGCAACGUGAUCUUGGGAGGCGAAAGCCGUGAGACCCGGGAGAACGUGACUGUCUACAUUUUCCAGGCGCCCCUCCUAACCCUGAGCGAGCAACUAGCCCCCGAGGGGACGACGGUGACAGUUACCUGCACCGCUGGGACCCGAGCCUUGGUCACACUGGAUGGAAUUCAAGCCGUGACCCCGGGGCAGCCUGCCCAGUUCCAGCUAAACGCCACCGAGAAUGACGACAAGCGCACCUUCUUCUGCGAGGCCACCCUCGAGGUGGACGGGGAGACCUUGAGCAAGAACGGGAGCGCAGAGCUCCGAGUCCUCUAUGCACCCCGGUUGGACGAUUCGGACUGCCCCAGGAGCUGGACGUGGCUGGAAGGCCCGGAGCAGACGUUGCACUGCGAGGCCCGCGGAAACCCCGCGCCCUCGGUGCACUGCGCCCGGCCAGACAGCGGGGCGGUGCUGGCGCUUGGCCGGCUAGGUCCUGUCACUCGAGCACUCGCCGGCACCUACCGCUGCACGGCGGCCAAUGCCCAGGGCGAGGCGGUCAAGGACGUGAUGCUGACAGUGGAGUACGCACCAGCGUUGGACGUCGUGGGCUGCCCGGAACGCAUUACGUGGCUGGAGGGAGCGGAGGCCUCGCUAAGCUGUGUGGCCCAUGGGGUCCCGCCGCCCACUGUGAUCUGUGUGCGCUCCGAUGAGAAGGAAGAGGUCUUUGAGGGGCUGCUGCGCGUGGCCCGGGAGCACGCAGGCACUUACCGCUGUGAAGCCGCCAACGUGCGAGGCUCAGCGGCGAAAACAGUGACAAUCACGGUGGAAUAUGGCCCCAGAUUUGAGGAGCUGAGCUGCCCCAGCAAUUGGACAUGGGUGGAAGGGUCUGGGCAGCCGUUUUCCUGUGAGGUCGAUGGGAAGCCAGAGCCAAGUUUGGAGUGCGUCGGCUCCGGGGGCGCCAGUGAGGGACUGAUGCUGCCGCUGGUAUCCCCCGCGCCCACUCCAAGAGCCCCCCGGACCCCUAGUGCCCUGGCACCGGGCAUCUACAUCUGCAACGCCACCAACCCGCACGGCUCCGUGGUCAAGACGGUCGUCGUGAGCGCUGAGUCGCCACCGGAGAUGGACGAAUCCACCUGCCCGAGUAACCAGACUUGGUUGGAAGGGGCCCAGGUGGUCGCGCUUGACUGUGUUUCCCGGGGCCUCCCCUCUCCACUGGUGCGGUGCUCCAAGGAGGGCACGCCCCGGCCCCGCCCGGAGGGACAGCGCGUUUCCCGAAAUGACGCGGGCACCUACCUCUGCGUGGCCACCAACGCGCACGGCACGGACGCCCGGACUGUCACUGUGGGCGUGGAAUACCGGCCGGUGGUGGCUGAGCUGGCAGCCUCACCCUCCGGAGGAGUGCGGCCUGGCGGGAACUUCACGCUGACCUGCCGCGCCGAGGCGUGGCCUCCAGCCCAGAUCAGCUGGCGCGCGCCCCCGGGGGCCUCCAACAUCGGUCUGUCCAGCAACAAUAGCACGCUGAGCGUGUGCCCUCCAGGGUUUUGCGGGCGGGCCAGUCUGUGUGAUGGACAUUUGAUCCCCCUCUGUGGAAGAAGGGCAGAGGGAAAAUGGGGAGCCCCAACUAGCUCUCUCCCCGCAGGUCCGUGGCUGUGGAUUGCCGUGGGGGGCGCGGCGGGGGGCGCAGCGCUGCUGGUCGCCGGGGCCGGCCUGGCCUUCUACGUGCAGUCCACCGCCUGCAAGAAGGGCGAGUACAACGUGCAAGAGGCUGAGAGCUCCGGGGAGGCCGUGUGCCUCAAUGGCGCGGGCGGGGCCCCAGGCGCAGAAGGUGGACCCGAGGGGGCGGGCUCCGCAGAGGCGCCGGCGGGGGGCGAGGUCUUCGCCAUCCAGCUGACCGAGGCGUGAGCCAGAGCCCCUCUCCCUGC
This is a messenger RNA of Echinops telfairi (small Madagascar hedgehog), 2815 nucleotides long. RefSeq names its product intercellular adhesion molecule 5 (gene ICAM5). Gene Ontology annotation, molecular function: integrin binding. The transcript is spliced from 11 exons. Bases 12 to 2795 code for a protein of 927 amino acids. Gene Ontology annotation, biological process: cell-cell adhesion. The record is from RefSeq and is a predicted model, not a curated record. Gene Ontology annotation, cellular component: membrane. NCBI's taxonomy places the organism in Eukaryota, Metazoa, Chordata, Mammalia, Afrosoricida, Tenrecidae.